UGCCACCUCCAAUCUAUUAGAAGCAAACAAACAAAUCGAAACCAUCUAGCGAUGGAAGCGGAAACAGAAACGGAACCACUGGAGGUGCACUUACUGAAACAAGAAGUCUGCGAAUUUGUAGAACCAGAGAGUGAGCCACCGAUAAGGGAUAACAAGGAUAUCCAGUUUGAAUGCCAAGUGAAGAACGAACCACUUGAGGAAUAUGAAUACGAGGAAGAGGAGGAAUGCAACACUUUAGACUACGAUGUCGAUCACAGCGACUUUAAGGUGAAAAUUGAAGUGGAGGAGAAUGAUUUGCAGGCUGAUGAUGGAAACGAUCAAGUCUUGCAUAAAUGUCCCAAUUGCGCGGAGUCCUUUACAGUAAAACUAGAUCUCCAAAUACACUAUAGAAGCCACCUAAAGGAUCGGAUGUAUAAGUGUUCCCAGUGCCCAAAGGCUUUCACAGUGGAUUACUAUCUUCAAAAGCACCUGAAAACACACUUGGAAUCACGACCAUUUAAGUGCACCCAGUGUCCAAAGACCUUUGUGUUCAACUCACAUCUGCGGACACACAUGCGUUUGCACACUGGAGAGAGACCCUUCAAGUGUACCCACUGCCCGAAGUCUUUCAUCCAGAGCUCCCAACAAAAGGCUCACAUCCGAUCCCACACAAACGAUAGACCUUUCAAGUGUUCCCAGUGCCCGAAGGCCUUCAAGAUUGCAAUGCCAAAAAUUGUGGUGCGAGAAUGUGAAACAAUUAAAAAUAAAAUAUCUGUUAGACAACAAGGUAAAACAUCAACAGAACGUUCACGUGAAUUUAGAGAGCGGAAAAAGGCUUUAAAAAAUGCAGCUAGCCAAGGGUCCAUCAUUACAAAAACUAAACCAAAAACUGCAGCAGAGCGUAGUCGUGACUACAGAGCGCGAAAAAGACAAAAAUAUGAAAAAACUCAAGAGUCAAAUUAUCAACAAUAGAUGCUAUUUUUACGACACGUUUAGAUAAUGUUAAAACACGAACUUAGUCACAACAAUACCUAAAGAAACCGCGUCGAAUAGUGUAAAUAUUGAAGAAAUACAUUU
Molecule: messenger RNA, 1056 nt
Organism: Drosophila ficusphila
Lineage: Eukaryota; Metazoa; Arthropoda; Insecta; Diptera; Drosophilidae
Product: zinc finger protein 664-like
Exons: 3
Coding region: 52-951 (299 amino acids)
Biological process (GO): regulation of transcription by RNA polymerase II
Cellular component (GO): transcription regulator complex; PcG protein complex; nucleus
Molecular function (GO): DNA-binding transcription factor activity, RNA polymerase II-specific; RNA polymerase II cis-regulatory region sequence-specific DNA binding
Source: RefSeq, a predicted model, not a curated record